CUCACUGCUAUGACCACACCACUGAAAGAUGCAAUGGACACCUUGAUCAAGAUUUUCCAUCACUACUCUGGCAAAGAAGGAGACAGAUACAAGCUCAGUAAAGGAGAACUCAAGGAGCUUCUCACCAGUGAGCUCACUGACUUCCUUUCAGGCCAAAAGGACCCACUCCUGGUCGAUAAGAUUAUGAAAGAUCUGGACUCCAAUGAUGACAAUGAAUUGGAUUUUAAUGAAUUUGUCAUUCUGGUUGCUGCUUUGACUGUGGCAUGUAAUGAUUUCUUUGAAGAACAGCUAAAGAAAGAGGAAUUUUAAAAAUCCUCUAUAUAAUCAAUCUCCUGGCCACAAAUACAAGCAAAGCAUGUCUAGUUAGGUAACCCUCAUGGGUGCUCACCGCGUGCAA
Lepidothrix coronata (blue-crowned manakin) is the source of this 397-nucleotide messenger RNA. It is a transcript of the gene S100Z, whose product is annotated as S100 calcium binding protein Z. Bases 10 to 309 code for a protein of 99 amino acids. The transcript has 2 exons. Gene Ontology annotation, molecular function: calcium ion binding. NCBI's taxonomy places the organism in Eukaryota, Metazoa, Chordata, Aves, Passeriformes, Pipridae. Gene Ontology annotation, cellular component: cytoplasm. The record is from RefSeq and is a predicted model, not a curated record.